Styela clava is the source of this 888-nucleotide messenger RNA. NCBI's taxonomy places the organism in Eukaryota, Metazoa, Chordata, Ascidiacea, Stolidobranchia, Styelidae. The record is from RefSeq and is a predicted model, not a curated record.
UUGCGUUGCUUAAUUAUCCUAAAUAUCACAAGCUAAUGGAGAAGGAAGUAAACGACGUGGUUGGUUGUGGCAAAAAAGUUUCUAUAGCGGAUCGCAAGAACAUGCCGUACACCCAGGCAUUUUUGUAUGAACUGAUGCGUAAAUGCACACUUGUCAAAAUAUUUGAUAGCUGCUCUAUGGUGGACGGAGUUGAAGUCAAUGGAUACAAGUUACCAAAAAACACAGGGAUCUAUUCGAUUGCUUGGGCGGUUCAUAACGAUCCUCGAUUUUUCCCCGAGCCAGAGAAAUUUAAACCUGAAAGAUUCAUUGACCCGGUAACUGGGACCUUCCAGAAAUCAAAAUAUUGGAUUCCUUUUGCAAUUGGGAAACGGAAUUGUCUUGGCGAGCAACUGGCGCAAAUGGAGCUCUUCAUUGUUGUGGUAACCUUGAUUCAAAAUUUCGACAUAUCCAUUGAAGACGGUGCCCCAUUGCCAUCGUUGGAUGACGGUAUAGAAGGUGUUCUGUACACACCACCUCCAAUAAAGCUACUUAUGACUGAUAAAGAAUAACUAAGAUUAAGGAGUAAUUCAACAUGAUGAUGACAACAAUGAAAAUUGUCUAUUCGACCUGUAAUUGUUGGGCUAUAAAAAUACUGCGAAAAAAAUUUCCGUACGAUUAAAACGAUUUCAACGUUUUUAAAGUAAAAACAAUUACACGGAUUUGUCUGAUUAGGAUUAAUUUUCAUGAUAAAUAGCAGAAACAGUGGAUCAUUCACCUCUGUCAAAAAAUAAUUUCGAGAAAAUAAUAAUCAAGCUAUAUAAUACGAAAAAAGACAAUUUGUAAUUUCUCUUCAUGUUUUUUCUCUUGAUGAUUCUCGUAUUUUAGCAAAAUACAUUUUAGCACAAUUUU